This is a messenger RNA of Ilex paraguariensis (yerba mate), 1305 nucleotides long. The record is from the annotation of a GenBank genome assembly. Lineage: Eukaryota; Viridiplantae; Streptophyta; Magnoliopsida; Aquifoliales; Aquifoliaceae.
UGAAAUGGAAACUAACGCCACUGAGUCGCCGCCACAAAGGUGAUUGCCUCAUUCUCUCUCCCAUCUCACUCCGAACAAGAAGAAAACCUCUCUCUCUCUCUCUCUCUCUGAGUCAACGAUCAAACGGUUAACCAAAAAACCUCUACCACUUGUCACAAUGCAGCCACAACAUACUCCACUGGAAUCUGACCUGCCACCAAUUGCCGCCAUUAAAGUCAAAGCCUCCGCCCCACGCUUUCCCCCUCCGGUCACCACUCCUUCCUCCACCGAAACCCCAACUGCCAACGCCCAACGCAAGAUCGGAAUUGCUGUUGACCUCUCCGACGAGUCUGCCUUCGCCGUCAAAUGGGCCGUACACCACUACCUACGUCCCGGAGACGCAGUUAUCCUCGUCCACGUCCGCCCCACCUCCGUCCUCUACGGCGCUGACUGGGGUUCCGUUGACCUCUCUAUUGUCGAUACCGAUAAUCAAGAGUCGACUCAGAAGCUCGAAGACGAUUUCGAUACUUUUACAACUACCAAAGCCGCCGAUUUGGCUCAGCCGUUGGUGGAGGCGAGUAUUCCGUUCAAGAUCCAUAUAGUGAAGGACCAUGAUAUGAAGGAGAGACUGUGUUUGGAGGUGGAGAGAUUAGGUUUGAGUGCAGUGAUUAUGGGGAGUCGAGGGUUUGGGGCAACGAGACGAGGGGGUAAUGGGAGGCUUGGGAGUGUUAGUGAUUACUGCGUGAGGCACUGUGUGUGUCCUGUGGUGGUUGUGAGAGAUGAGAGGGACGCUGGAAAUGCUGGCGGUGAGCCGGUGGUAUCCGUGGCCUCCAUGGCUGAUGAGGAUGAGGACGAGGCGGAUUAUCACGAUGCCUCUGAGGAUCGGAAAGAUACCUAGCUGAAACUUUGAUUUCCUGGUGCAAUUCUCCUAACUGCAGCAUCCGUAUGCAUUAGUUUUUAGAAGUCUCAUCUCGUGUUGCUUCUGCCCUUUGCUUUCUCUGUCGGUUGUAGAAAUUGGGGAAGGCCUUGCAGACUCUACAAACUGAAACGAAAGCUGAGCUGUUUCCAAUUCAUUAGACGUGGUUGGUUGGUGAAUUCCUGUAUACGAACAAUGGUCUCAUGUAUGUUGAUGGCAUUAGGUGUACCAGAAAAUGUCUUUGCUCCCAUCUGUGAUAUAUAAAUCAUUUGGAUGUUAAGAAGAAUGUUUAUCUAAUAUGGGACGUUAGUUCUCUUUGUUACCUCAUCAGCUACAUUUGUUCGUGAUUGCUUCUGCCGUUUUAUUGAUGCUUAUAUAUUGCGAUGAUGUUUUUUGUUACGUAAUGUCAC